This is a messenger RNA of Trypanosoma grayi, 264 nucleotides long. RefSeq lists its product as hypothetical. The transcript has a single exon. The coding region runs from base 1 to 264 and encodes 87 amino acids. NCBI's taxonomy places the organism in Eukaryota, Euglenozoa, Kinetoplastea, Trypanosomatida, Trypanosomatidae. The record is from RefSeq and is a predicted model, not a curated record.
AUGCGCAGCUCCGUCUCCGCCAUCUCGCACAGCUCCACCUGCGCGGCGGUGCGGCGCAUAUCCGCCGCAGUCCCCGCCAGCGUCGCCGCCUUUGCGCGCAGCGUGGCGUUGGUGGCCUGGUUCUGCGCGUCGCGCUCCAUGAACGCCUCGAGGUCGACGUGCUGUGCAUCCAGCACCUCGCGCAUCGACGCGUUCUCGCUGCGCAGCUUCUCCAGCGCCGCCUGGAGGGCGGAGAUGUCAUCGCGGCAUGUGUCGCGCUCCUGA